AAGACCCAUUUCAUCUCUCUCUCUCUCUUCCAUAGAAAACCCAAAAUAAAAAAACCCAAUUCAGAUCUCUGCCUCAAGAAAAACCCUACAGAGAAAAAUCCAAAUUCAAAACACCCAACUCAAUGCAAUCUCCAACACAAUUCCCCCUUCUCUUCUUCUCCUUUUUCAUGUUUUUCUCCCUUUCCCUCUCCGACCCCCGAAUCACCGAAGCAGGCCUCUUCUGCGGGACUGUCAACGCGGCCCGCUCGAACUUCAUCAGCGAAUUCGUCGCCGUCAUGGAGUCCCUCUCCGAACAAGUCAACCGCGCCGGCUGGGGUACCCAUGUCAAUGGCUCCGUCUACGGCCUCGCUCAAUGCCUCUCCGACCUCUCCCACACCGACUGCCUCUUCUGCUUCGCCCAGGCUCGCACCAAGCUCCCUCAUUGCCUCCCUGCCAUCGCCGCCCGCAUCUUCCUCGACGGCUGCUUCCUUCGCUAUGACAAUUACAGUUUCUUCACCGAACCGCUUGAUCCCCAGCAUGAUACCGCGGUAUGUGGGCAGCAGGCUGUUGAAGGUGAGCCUGAUAGGUCGCAAUUGGCGAAGAAUGUCCGCACUAUUGUGAAGAAUGUGACUGAGAUCGCCGUCAAGGAUGGUGGGUUUGGAGUGGGAGAGAUCGGAAAUGUUUAUGGAUUGGCGCAGUGUUGGAAGACAAUUGAAAAUGUGGGGUGUAGGAAAUGCUUGGAGAAUGCGAGCCGUGAAGUGGUGGAGUGUUUGCCGGAGAAUGAAGGGAAGAGAUUGAGUGCUGGGUGUUAUUUGAGGUAUUCUACUGAGAAGUUCUAUGAUGAUGUUGAGAAGGACAUUGGAAAUCUGGAUGGAGAAGCAACAGAGGAUGUUCGUGUUUUUUCAGGAAGGCCUCGUAUAGGGAUCAUAGCAGCAAUAUCUUCUUCAGUUGCCAUUGUAGCUUUGCUCUCUAUCUUGGGAGUUUUUAUUGGCUAUGGAGGAUUAUCAAAGAGGAGAAAAGCACGAAAGCGCCUCGGCCAGCUUUCUGUUGUUGUUGGCCGGUCUAAUUUGCAUUUCAAAUAUGAAUUGCUCGAAAAAGCAACAAACUUUUUUGAUCCCUUGAGGAAACUGGGACAAGGGGGAGCUGGUUCUGUGUACAAGGGGAUUCUCCCUGAUGGGAGGAUUGUAGCUGUCAAGAGAUUGUUCUUUAAUACCAGGCAAUGGGUGGAUGAAUUCUUCAAUGAAGUGAACUUGAUCAGUGGAGUUCACCACGAGAACCUGGUACAGCUUUUGGGUUGUAGCAUAGAAGGCCCCGAAAGCCUUCUUGUUUACGAGUAUGUGCCGAAUAAGAGCCUUGAUCAUUUCCUCUUCAAGAAAAAGAAGACCCAAUCUCUGAGCUGGCAGCAGCGGUUUGAUGUUAUUGUCGGCACAGCCAAGGGACUGGCAUAUCUUCAUGAUGGGACCGGAACAAGAAUAAUUCAUAGAGACAUAAAGACCAGCAACAUUCUACUCGACGAGAACCUGAGAGCAAAGAUAGCUGACUUCGGACUUGCUCGAUGUUUUUCAGCUGAUCAGACUCAUCUUAGCACUGGAAUCGCAGGAACAUUGGGGUACAUGGCUCCUGAGUACCUUGUCCGAGGGCAACUAACAGAGAAAGCUGAUGUUUAUAGUUUUGGGGUUUUAGUUCUUGAGAUAGUAUGUGGUAGGAAGAACAGCGUUUAUGUGGAGGAAUCAAGUUCCAUUCUACAAAUGGUUUGGAAGCAUUACCAGUCGAACACAUUGCCGGAAUCUGUUGAUGAAUAUCUGAAAGAUCACUUCCCAGCUAAAGAGGCAUCAAACGUUCUCCAAAUCGGGCUUCUAUGCACUCAGGCUUCGGUUUCUUUGAGGCCAUCCAUGUCUGAAGUGGUUAAGAUGCUAACAGAAACAGACUACCCAAUUCCUUUGCCAAUGCAACCUCCAUUUUUGAAUGCUAGCUCGGCAGACACAAAUGCCACCUCCAUUUCUGCUAGCUUCCCCAGUUCAGAGUCCCAAGCUACGUCAAAUGUGCUUUUGACGCCUGCAUCUGAGCCAAGGUAGAGACAGCACAAGAUAUCAGUAGCUAGUGAGUUGAUGUGAAAAUGCCCUCAGCACUCAAGUUCAUUGAUGGGUCAUAUUCGCCCAGUUUUAAGAGAUGGGUCCGGAAGAAUCUGGAGAUGGUAGCAGCAUUUAUUGUCAGCUAUCCUCGUUUAAUUUUGUGGUUGUGGUGGUGCUGCAGAUUUGGAUAAAGAUGGUGGGUGGUCCGGAUGGUGAUUCUUUCAACGAUCUACAGCAGACCCAGGUGAUGGAUUUCGACGGUCGUGAUUAUGACAGUUUCUAUGUGAGAUCUUUUAAUCCGUGCACUCAACAUGAUUACAGAUGCAUGUUUGUAUGUGUGUGUGUGUACAUUAUUGGCCAGGAGAAAAUAAUCGCAAUUUAGCAACCGUACAUUUGGACACUUAAUUUGUGGGGUCCAUUUCUUUAAAAUUGCCUAACACCACAUGGCAGCAGUGGAUGCUGACAUGAUAAUAGGAGGUUGGUGUAAUUAAUGGAUAGGUGAUUGCUAACAA
This is a messenger RNA of Magnolia sinica, 2563 nucleotides long. Its product is annotated as cysteine-rich receptor-like protein kinase 42. The record is from RefSeq and is a predicted model, not a curated record. NCBI's taxonomy places the organism in Eukaryota, Viridiplantae, Streptophyta, Magnoliopsida, Magnoliales, Magnoliaceae. Gene Ontology annotation, molecular function: protein kinase activity; ATP binding. Bases 123 to 2054 code for a protein of 643 amino acids. The transcript has 8 exons. Gene Ontology annotation, biological process: protein phosphorylation.